AUGUCUACCGGAAACUCCCUGGACCUUCCUGGAUCACUACCAGCGAACGCUAUUCUCAGUCCAAACUUUUCUGAUAUCCCUCGCCACGAAACAAAGGAAACCGCCCCAACCAUAAAACUCGUUGAUUCAAGUUCCAAUGGCAGUACAACCUCGUCAUCGUCCAACAGUCGCUCUAACUUCGCCAGUGCUGCCCAGAGCUUGACCAGCUCCCAGCAACCUUCUUCAAACACCUCUUCAAACACCACCCUUGACGUGAACAAACAACAACAACAACAACAACCCAGACGUAAAUUAACCGACUUAUCUCACUUGUACCUUGCCGACCAUGCUUCGGAUUCUCAAAUAGGACUUUCCAGAGAAAACUCGCACAAGUUACUAUCUCAGUACCUUGGCAACAACAGUGACAAACUUUUGCCUCGUAUGAAGACCAUGGACAUGUAUCGUGAAAACGCAAAGAAAUCUAGCGACCCAUAUGUGAUUUUCCAAUUUGCCCAGUAUAUUUUGCAAACCGCCCUAUUAUUGGAUGAAGAAGAUGCUAAAGGUACCAAUACCGACAACAACAAGAAUAAUAAGAAUAAUAGUAAUAGUAAUAUUGGCAACGAGAUUUCCGAGCUUGAAACCGUGAAAAAAGAUUUAUUGAAAGAAGCCUCACAUUACCUCAAGAAAUUGUCCGAUAAAGGUUACACCGAUGCCCAAUAUUUAUUGGCCGACGCUUACUCUUCCGGGGCGCUUGGGAAAGUCAAUAACAAUAAAGCGUUCCAGCUUUUCCAAACCGCCGCAAAACAUGGCCACGUGGAAUCUUGUUAUCGUACCUCCCAUUGCUAUGAAGAAGGUAUUGGCACUCAACGUGAUGCCAAAAAAUCAAUCCAAUUCCUCAAAUCUGCAGCCUCUCGUAAUCAUCCUGCCGCAAUGUACAAACUUGGUUGUUACUCUUAUCAUGGAAGUAUGGGGCUUGGGAAAGAUGACAACACUAAGAAAGCCGGGAUAAAAUGGCUCACCAUCGCGGUCUCCAAGGCUAAUGAAUUGAUUUGUGCCGCACCUUACGAACUUGGGAAAAUUUACGAGUCUGGGUUUAAAGAUAUUGUGAUUCCUGAUAAGAAAUAUGCUCUUGAACUAUACGUCCAGGCAGCUUCUCUAGGACAUGUUCCCAGCGCCAUUAUUCUCGGGAAAGCUUAUGAGUUAGGAACCGAUAUUCCUCAGGAUGCAAACUUGUCAAUCCAUUAUUAUACCCAAGCGGCAAUGGGCGGGAGUGCUGAAGCAAUGCUUGCAAUGUGUGCUUGGUAUCUUGUGGGCGCCGAACCUUUCUUACCACGGGAUGCCAAUGAAGCGUUUGCUUGGGCCACCAGAGCCGCCAAUCUUGGUUUCCCAAAAGCUCAGUACGCCGCGGGGCAUUUCUUGGAAAAAGGAAUUGGUUGUGAAGUGGAUCUUGAAGAGAGUCAAAAAUGGAUUCAAAAAGCAGCCCGUAAUGGUGAUUUGAGAGCUAAGCAAAAGAUUGGAAAUAACGUGGAGGUUGAAAAAGAAGAAAAAGAAUGUAUUAUUAUGUAA
Saccharomycopsis crataegensis is the source of this 1545-nucleotide messenger RNA. RefSeq names its product tetratricopeptide repeat protein. Bases 1 to 1545 code for a protein of 514 amino acids. Gene Ontology annotation, molecular function: protein binding. The record is from RefSeq and is a predicted model, not a curated record. The transcript has a single exon. NCBI's taxonomy places the organism in Eukaryota, Fungi, Ascomycota, Saccharomycetes, Ascoideales, Saccharomycopsidaceae.